Messenger RNA from Salvia hispanica, 728 nucleotides. RefSeq names its product dof zinc finger protein DOF3.4-like. Lineage: Eukaryota; Viridiplantae; Streptophyta; Magnoliopsida; Lamiales; Lamiaceae. Gene Ontology annotation, biological process: regulation of DNA-templated transcription. Gene Ontology annotation, molecular function: DNA binding; DNA-binding transcription factor activity. The record is from RefSeq and is a predicted model, not a curated record.
UCUCUCUCUCUCUUCACACAAACACAAUAAAAUCGCAAGAAUUAAUUCCGAAAUCGCAAACCACAAUUUCACAAAAUACAAAGACAUGGCGACAGACAGAAGCGAAAAGAAGAGCACAAAGGCGCAGGAGGCGGAGCAGCUCCCAUGCCCGCGGUGCGACUCCACCAACACCAAGUUCUGCUACUACAACAACUACAACUUCUCGCAGCCGCGCCACUUCUGCAAGGCCUGCCGCCGCUACUGGACCCACGGCGGCACCCUCCGCGACAUCCCCGUCGGCGGCAGCACCCGCAAGAACGCCAAGCGCUCUCGCACCUCCCACGUUCCCGUUUUCUCCUCCGCUUACCACCUGCCCCCCGCCGCCGCGCUGGUGCCGUUUGCCACCGACGCCAAAUUCACUACGCUGCUCAACGCUUCUCCGGUGGGUGGGAUUGAUGAGAUGGGAUUUGGCCUGACGAGGGCGAGCUGGCCGUUUGCUGGGCCUACGUGGCAGCUGGAGACUGGAGAGACUGGCUUUGUUGGGGCCGACUGUUUUGGAUUUCCAGAUCUUGCUAUUUCCACUCCUGCAUGUUUUUUUAAAUAAAACGAGUAUUACUACUACUACUUUUUCUUUCUUUUUUUAAAUCAAGAUUACCACUAAUUUGUAGGACUAUAAUCUAUGUUUCUGUGGCAUCAAAUUUUAUUUACAAUGUGUCUACUACGAGAAUCAAUAUCUACCUUUUCCCGCU